AUGAAAAUCUUUGAGGUGUGGAAGAGGGUGAACCGGUCCAUCACCCACCGCCCGCCGGACCACUGGAUCGGCUAUCUCGUCGCCAUCUCAGGGGCUCUGAUGCAAAUGAUGAGCUACGGCAUCGACAACAGUUUUUCGAUCUUCUCGAACAGUAUGCAGAAUGACCCGUCUCUGGGCUACCCAAGCGCAACGACCGUCAGCUUCGGUAACUCCGUCUCUCUAGGGCUGUCACCGGUGUUCGGCGUCUUCGCCGGCUUCCUUGUCGAUCGCGUGCCGCCGCGAGUUAUGAUGCUCACCUCUACGGUGAUGUUAUUCGCUGCAUUGUGGCUGAGCUCGUCCUUUGCGAAGAGCUCGCCGGAGGUCACGGCAUCCUUCUCGCUGCUCGCUUCCAUCUCCUCCGCGUUUAUGCUGUCGCCUGGCGCAGCAGCAACCGGCUCAUGGUUCCGGCGUCGGCUCGGUCUUGGACAAGGGAUCAAUUUCUCCGGCGGCGGCGUAGGCAGCGCCGUUGUUCCGGCGGUGCUCGGCAGUCUCGUGGAUGUCUACGGCUGGCGCCACACCUUCCGCCUCAUGUCUGCCUUCUGCUCCAUCGGACUGGUAGGAACCAUCCUCUCCUGCCGCCGCCACCCGAUCGAAGACGACAUUGACAUAGAGGAGCACGCCCACAGCCACAGCGAGCCAGCGCACACCUCAAACCGCCGCGGCGACAACCUCAGCGAGGAGGGGGACAAUAUUGUGCUCGCUGUAACAGCCGAGGCAGAUGAAAAAGUUACGUCCUCACAGACGACGCAGAUGAUCCAGCCCAUGAGUGAGGAGGCGGAAAAGGCGGCAAGCCACUGCAACGAGAACAUGAGCGAGUUAGUGGAUCGUCACCACCAGCAGCAGCAGGCCCCGCAGAAUGGAAAGGAAGCUCUUGGCACCCGGGUCUGCGGGGUAGAAGAUCUGAUCCAGGAUAUGCACGUGCGGCGCCUAACCUGGAGAGAGAUAAUACGCGUCUUCCUCUCUCUUCGCUUCCUUACGCAUUUCUUCAUGUUCGCCAUCUAUGGGUGGGCCUUCUACGGACUCAUCUACAUGACCGUCCCCUACGUCUCCUCCAUGGGCAGUGCUGGCACGGUGUACGAGAACGUCACCGCCAUCAGCACCUCCAAGGCAUCGACAGUUUUUACAUUUUGGGGUGUGUUUCAGAUUAUAGGAUCCAUCCUGGUAGGCGGCAUGGCCUCCUUCACGGAUGACGCCCUCGCCUACACGAUCUGCGCCGCCGUCGGUGGUGUGGCAACAUCGCUGCUCGUGUUUUGCCGCAGCUACGCAGCCUUUGCCGUGUGCUUGAGUGUUAUCGGCUUCUGCACGGCUGGCAUCUUUGCCAUGAUGCCGGCGCUGAUCGCCAAGGACUUCCAUGGGCCUAAUUUGGGCCUCUUCAUGGGCAGCGUGUUUGUGGCGGCCUGCCUUGGCGGCUUCUCGGCCCCGCCAAUUCAGGCGCAGCUGAAGAGUCGCUACCAUGGCAACUACUCGUACGGCUGUGUAUUCAUCAGCUGCUGCAUGACGCUUCCGGGAGUACUGUGCUACCUGCUCUUGUGGCCAGAGAAGCAGAGUCGCGUCGGUCGUGUCGUCAAGCGCAUGCUGAAGCAGGGGUGA
Messenger RNA from Leishmania braziliensis MHOM/BR/75/M2904, 1629 nucleotides. Its product is annotated as monocarboxylate transporter-like protein. Lineage: Eukaryota; Euglenozoa; Kinetoplastea; Trypanosomatida; Trypanosomatidae. Gene Ontology annotation, biological process: transmembrane transport. The coding region runs from base 1 to 1629 and encodes 542 amino acids. The record is from RefSeq and is a predicted model, not a curated record. Gene Ontology annotation, molecular function: transmembrane transporter activity. The transcript has a single exon.